This is a messenger RNA of Agelaius phoeniceus (red-winged blackbird), 1794 nucleotides long. NCBI's taxonomy places the organism in Eukaryota, Metazoa, Chordata, Aves, Passeriformes, Icteridae. The record is from RefSeq and is a predicted model, not a curated record.
AUGGAGACCCGGAGGGGAGCUCGAGGGCUUUCUCACCAGAGACGUUCCUCUAGAGCGCCUCAGGUGCUGGUAGACGGCGGUGACAGCAUGGCCAAUUCCAUCAUCUGCACCGACAAUCCUGGGAACAUCCUCUCAACUCUGACAUCCACUGAUGAACAGCAUCCCUUUGAAUUGGCUCGGGAAGCUACAGAGAAUUGUGAGCGCAUGUGGCAACAGUUUGAUCAAGUAGAGGAGAGAACCCAGAGGAUCAGAAGCCAAUACCAGCUCAUAGACUCUCUGCUAGAAGAAAUCAGAAGUGACUGUGCAAAGUUUGAGAAGUCCAAGGAAAUGCUGCUGCAACGCACUGGAAUCCCGGAGACAGCAGCCUUAUGUCUGCAGCAGCAGAACACCAAGCAGCAGAAGGAAGCAUCAGCCCAGGCAGAAGAGGCAGAGCAGCAGGACUGGAUGGAGGUUUCCCAGGAGCAAGAGUCAUCGAGCUGGUGUCUGGAGCAGCUGAGCCAGGAAUCCUCUGGCCAAGGACAUGAAGUGGCCCAGGUGUGGCGAGAGGAGGAGCUGCUGGCCCAGAAGGCUGACCUUGAGGGCCGACUGGCAGCCAGCGAGGGGCUCCGACAAGACCUUGCCAGGCAGCUGGAGGAGACCAGGUCAGCAAAGGAGAGCCUGCAAUCCAGACUGUUUGCUGCUCAGCUGCAGAUGGCUCAGCUGCAGAUGACCUGGAAGCGUGUGGAGGCAGAGCUGCAAGGGGAGCUGCAGGGAGCUCGCAGAGAAGCCCAGGCAGCUCAGAGGAGGCACAAGGAUGAGCUACAAGACUUCAAAGAGGAAAGGGAUCUCCUCCUUGAGCAGAGGGAGGCUCUACAAAAGCAGGUGGGUGUGUUGACACUGCCCGAGGUGCACUGUAAGGAGCUGGAAACAUCCAUCAGCUUCACCUUGGGGCUGAUUCUGUCUCUGGAGGAAAAGGAUGUGUGCCUCAGAACGCUGGAAGAACAGAACCUGGCACUGAACAAUCAGGUGUCUCAGUGUCAAUCUGCUCUUCAGCAGGCCAAACAGCUCUCCUCAAACCGCGCUGGACAACUGCGGGAGCUCAAAACACAGAUCCGGGCCCUGCAGGACGCAGUGCUGCAGAUGGAGGCUUCCCAGGCAACUCAACAGAAGCAGCUGCUGAAGGAGCUGGAGGAGUCUCGAGCAGGAGAACGCUCUUUGAGGGACUCUGUGCACGUGCUGCAGGCUGAGGUGUCUGAGCUGCGUGUGAGGCUCCAGAGCUCUGAUGACAAAGCUCUUGCCUUGGCCCUACAGUGUGAGGCUGUGGAGCUGGAGCUGAGGAAGACACAAGCUCAGAGAGACAACCUCAGAGCCCGCAACCUGGAGCUGCAGAAGGAGUUGGAGGAAAUUGAACAAGAUUGCGUGGAGGCAGAAGCCAAGCACAUCUGUCUCCAAAUCGCCCUGGAGAAAGAGGCCACUGAAAGGCAGGAAGAGGCUGUGGCUCUUCGACAGGAAGUGGCAUCUCUGAAGAGGAAAUUGGAAAAGCUGGAGAAGGAAAGGAAGGAUGUGCUGGUGGCCCUGCUGCAGUCACAGCUGGCCCAAGAGCGACAGCACCACCUGGAGAGCUGUGCAGGGAGCAGGCAGGAGACACAAGCACCCACGCAGAUGGUGAGGAUCUUCCUUGGUGAUGGCGAGUGUGGAAAAGUCCCCGUCAACCAGCAGCUGCAGCAACCAAUGGGCUCACCUAUGGAUGGCAAGGAGAAUUCUGAAGCAGUGCUGGGACCAGCACAAGAGCUGCCCAAAGUGCCCUGCUCCUAG